CUCACACAGACGAAGCAAUUAAAGAGGGGAGUUUAAUGAAGCAACAAAACAGUUCUUUUUCUAGUUUGAAGACUGUGGUCUUCUAGGUCUGCAGCAGAAUACAUUGCAAUUCUAGAAUCUAGUUAUAUGUAUUCUGGGAUGUAAUACACACAUUCGACUUUGGGUACUGGUGCAUUCUCUGCAAUUAAACUGAAAAUCAUGGAAAUGGAACACCCAAAAUAGGAAUAUUAGCUUUGUAAAUUGUGUUGGCCGGAGGUUAUUGCGUUCUUGGACAUCACAUGGACUACCCUUGCCAUUUGAGCAGAAUUUGAAGAUGAAGAGUAUGCAUCUUCAUACUCUUCUUGUGUUCUAUAUAUUCUAUCCUGCACUGGUAGCUAGCAACCUGGCUGAUACAGUUACAGCUAGUAGUUUGGCUACAAUGUGGUUCAUGCCGGUGAAUAUACUUCUGACUUUUAUCAUUGGCUCAGCACUUGGUUGGAUACUCAUAAAAAUCACCAGACCACCCCAACAUCUACAUGCACUUAUACUUGGUUGUUGUUCCGCAGGAAAUAUGGGGAACUUGUUUUUCAUUAUCAUCCCGGCAAUCUGUGAGGAGUCAGACAAUCCUUUUGGCUCAUGGAUCUGUCUGGAACACACUACUUUAACCAGUGUUACAUCCAAGGAAGCAUUGACUUUAUCUUUGGUGGGGCAAGAUCAAUCUAUCAGGUAAAGGGGUUGAUCUUGA
Messenger RNA from Vitis riparia (riverbank grape), 724 nucleotides. Its product is annotated as protein PIN-LIKES 3-like. The record is from RefSeq and is a predicted model, not a curated record. NCBI's taxonomy places the organism in Eukaryota, Viridiplantae, Streptophyta, Magnoliopsida, Vitales, Vitaceae. Gene Ontology annotation, cellular component: membrane. The transcript has 4 exons. Bases 314 to 709 code for a protein of 131 amino acids. Gene Ontology annotation, biological process: endoplasmic reticulum to cytosol auxin transport.